CCCAAACCCUAACAACAGAACGCUGUUUGACAGAGACUGCCAAUAAGAUCCUACAUAAGAGACAAGGGAAAAGCCAUGAAGAUCACUGUUCUAUUCUUUCUUCUGCUUCUGGCUUGUAUGUACCCAAGCCUGGCACAAGGUUCCUAUGAAAACUGUUGCCUGAAGCACAGCAAGGGCGAACCAAGAAUUAAGAAAAACAUCAUGAGCUACAGGAUUCAGGAGACUGACGGAUCAUGCAACAUCCCGGCCAUUAUUUUCAGAAUGAGGAAAGCAAGUGUGACAUUCUGCGCUGAUCCCAACAAACAGUGGGUAAAGGAUCUGAUAAAGAGCAGAAAGCAGGAGGGUAAUUUGAACGGAAAGAUGAACUGAUAGCUGUGAUGGAAAAUUACCACUCAAGAUCUGUCCCGCAAUCUUCACGCAGCUUGUAAACUUUACCACCCGAAUGUACUAUGAAUUGGACAAAAUGUAUUGCAACACAAUGAACGUUAUAUACGGUAUAUUUUCCUCCAGUUGGGAGUUAAACACUAGACAUGCUUGUUGUAUACUGUAUGAUGCAUUGUUAUUACCCAGAAUCACACACUCACAAGCAAUUUUAUGGGUUUCGAGUUAAGCUUGGUAAAUAUCUCAUAUAUUCAAAUCAUGCUUAAUAUGCAUGUUUAUGUUGUACGCUUGUGCAUUGAUGUGACAGAGAGUGAAAGAGAGAAAUCUGUAUGUACUUGUUUAUUCCAAUAAAGUUACAUUAUGACUUAUUUUAAA
Molecule: messenger RNA, 756 nt
Organism: Trichomycterus rosablanca
Lineage: Eukaryota; Metazoa; Chordata; Actinopteri; Siluriformes; Trichomycteridae
Gene: ccl25b
Product: chemokine (C-C motif) ligand 25b
Exons: 4
Coding region: 76-369 (97 amino acids)
Biological process (GO): immune response
Cellular component (GO): extracellular region
Molecular function (GO): chemokine activity
Source: RefSeq, a predicted model, not a curated record